AACCAGAGAGGAGAACCGGUACCCUCCUCUAACUGGUGACUUCAAUCUCCUUUGGGUUCCGAUAUAAAAGCCACCUCCAGUUCUGCUCCGUUUAGUUCCGUUCAACUGCACCCGAUCAUAAGUCUAAAAAGAAACAUAAAAAUGAACACAUACGUGCUGACAUUAGCCGUGGUGUUAGGAGUGGUAUCUCUAGCUACAGCACAUCCACAAAAGGAGGGGCAAAUUUUCAGCAACGAAGCUAUAAAGCAGGCACAAAACACAUUUUUAAUACCCAAGGAUGCAACCAUUCAGCAAGUUCAAGAAGGUAUUGAAGUAGCGGCUUACGAAUCUAUUCCCGGUGACGAAAAAAUCAAUCUCUUUGAAAUUCUUCGCGGUCAAUUCCCACCCGAAGUUGUAAACAAUCUUCAGGCUCAAGUCGAUCAAGUCGGACAACAUAAUUGAUGACACUUAUGUAUGCAGUGGACUACCUUGCUGUAAUUCAAAAUGCAUUUAAACGUAUUUAUUGAUACUCUAUUCAUACUCUACGAUCGCCAGUUAUGAAUGUACCUUUGAUAUUUUCAUAAAUAAACAUGUACAAAUCCACAA
This is a messenger RNA of Athalia rosae (coleseed sawfly), 585 nucleotides long. RefSeq lists its product as uncharacterized. The transcript is spliced from 2 exons. The record is from RefSeq and is a predicted model, not a curated record. Bases 142 to 441 code for a protein of 99 amino acids. NCBI's taxonomy places the organism in Eukaryota, Metazoa, Arthropoda, Insecta, Hymenoptera, Athaliidae.